GGUUUUGGGGUGGUGAGGGGUUGGUGGCAGUAUGUGGCGCGUUUGUGCUCGAGGGGCCCAGAAUGUAACCCCGAAGACAGGACUUGGGGCUCGGUGGACGGCCUUGCGGGAGGGACCUGGAGCUCCACGCGUGACCCCACGGUCUGUCCCGGCUCCAGUUCGUUGCAAUAGUAACGGGUAUGGUGGGGUCCGGGCACUGUGUGGCUGGAGCCCCAGCUAUGGGGUCACGCCUCGGAACCACUUACUGCUGCAGCUUUUGGGAUCGCCCAGUCGCCGCUGUUACAGUCUCCCUCCGCAUCAGAAGGUUCCGUUGCCUUCUCUUUCUCCUACAAUGCAGGCAGGCACCAUAGCCCGUUGGGAAAAAAAAGAGGGGGAAAAAAUCAAUGAGGGUGAUCUAAUUGCAGAGGUUGAAACUGAUAAGGCCACAGUUGGAUUUGAGAGCCUGGAGGAGUGUUAUAUGGCAAAGAUACUUGUUGCUGAAGGUACCAGAGAUGUUCCGGUUGGAGCAAUCAUCUGUGUCACAGUUGCAAAAGCUGAGGAUAUUGAGGCCUUUAAAAAUUAUACGUUGGAUUCCUCAGCAGCGCCUACCCCACAAGCAGUCCCUGCACCAACCCCUGCUGCUGCUUCUGCUCCGCCACCUACACCUGCUCAGGCUCCUGGUAGCUCAUAUCCCACUCACAUGCAGGUACUUCUUCCUGCCCUCUCUCCCACCAUGACCAUGGGCACAGUUCAGAGAUGGGAAAAAAAAGUGGGUGAGAAGCUAAGUGAAGGAGACUUAUUGGCAGAGAUAGAGACUGACAAAGCCACUAUAGGUUUUGAAGUACAGGAAGAAGGUUAUCUCGCAAAAAUCUUGGUCCCUGAAGGCACAAGAGAUGUUCCUCUAGGAACUCCACUUUGUAUCAUUGUAGAAAAAGAGGCAGAUAUAGCAGCAUUUGCUGACUAUAGGCCAACUGAAGUAACAGAUUUAAAAUCACAAGUACCACCACCAACCCCAUCCCCAGUGGCUGCUGUUCCUCCAACUCCCCAACCUUUAGCCCCUACUCCUUCAGCCCCCUGCCCAGCUACUCCUGCUGGAGCAAAGGGAAGGGUGUUUGUUAGCCCUCUUGCAAAGAAGUUGGCGACAGAGAAAGGGAUUGACCUUACACAAGUGAAAGGGACAGGACCCGAUGGUAGAAUUACCAAGAAGGACAUUGACUCUUUUGUGCCUGCUAAAGCUGCUCCAGCCCCAGCAGCUGCUGUGCCUCUCCCGGGUCCAGGAGUGGCUCCAGUUCCUACAGGUGUCUUCACAGAUGUCCCAAUCAGCAACAUUCGUCGAGUUAUUGCACAGCGAUUAAUGCAAUCAAAGCAAACCAUACCUCAUUAUUACCUUUCUAUUGAUGUAAAUAUGGGAGAAGUUUUGUUGGUACGGAAAGAACUUAAUAAGAUGUUAGAAGGGAGGAGCAAAAUUUCUGUCAAUGAUUUCAUCAUAAAAGCUUCAGCUUUGGCAUGUUUAAAAGUUCCUGAAGCAAAUUCUUCUUGGAUGGACACAGUUAUAAGACAAAAUCACGUUGUUGAUGUCAGUGUUGCUGUCAGUACUCCUGCAGGACUCAUCACACCAAUUGUGUUUAAUGCACAUAUAAAAGGACUGGAAACUAUUGCUAAUGAUGUGGUUUCUUUAGCAACCAAAGCAAGAGAGGGUAAACUACAGCCACAUGAGUUCCAGGGUGGCACUUUUACAAUAUCUAAUUUAGGAAUGUUUGGAAUUAAGAAUUUUUCUGCUAUUAUUAACCCACCUCAAGCGUGUAUUUUGGCAAUUGGUGCUUCAGAGGAUAAACUGGUUCCAGCAGACAAUGAAAAAGGGUUUGACGUGGCUAGCAUGAUGUCUGUUACGCUCAGCUGUGAUCAUCGGGUUGUAGAUGGGGCAGUUGGAGCCCAGUGGCUUGCUGAGUUUAGAAAGUACCUUGAAAAACCUAUCACUAUGUUGUUAUAACUAACUCAAGAAUUUCUAGAUUCUCCCAGGUCACAUUGGUUCCUUCUUACCAAGAUAUUUAUAUAUGUUAUUAAGCAGGUGGUUCAUUUUAUUUUAACAUUAACCAGUUAUUUUUAUUAUUGAGUUUGUCCAGAUAAGUUAUUCGUUAUGAACAUUACUGAAUUUUUUAAAUGCCUGUUAUAACCAAAUAUUGUGCACAUUUGAUAAUUAUACACCAGAUUUCAAGCUGUCUGUUCCUCAUCAAGGGCCAUUUGGCCUACCCCUUUUGCCGAGGGCCACGUGGCCUACCCUUUUGGUGAAAAGUACUUCCACUAGGAAAUGUAGGAUGAGUCAAAUUGUGGUUCCCAGCGACAGGUACCUAAACGUAGUAACCCAUGUGAAACCCUGAAGUUCUAAAAUUUAACUGUGUAAAUUAACUGCUUAGAUGUUAGAGAAAAAGAAGUUAGGAAAAUUAUUCUUUUGGGGGACAGGUUUGAAUUGAAGCUUGAGUUUCUAAUUUAAUCCUGGUUUAAAUCUUUCUAUUAUAUAAUUUUGGUUUAUCAUGGAUGGGAAGGGUAAAGAAUUUAAAAGAAAAAAGCAAAAUUUUUAAAUUCAACAGUUUCUUAGGUUUCUUCUAUUAUUGUUUAUUUUUUCUAUAAAUCUCUAAAUAGUUGUUUUUCCCCUCUUGAGAUAAUAUAAACCAGCUACUUGUUGUAAAUGAGAAUUUGUGUGGGUAUUUAUUUAAACGUGUAUGUGUAAUUCAGAGUUCAGAAUUUUAUAGUUCUUUCCAAAUAAAAGAACAUGCUUGUAAAUUUAAUAGAAGUUGUGAAAGUAGAAUUUUCCCUCUAGGGUUAAUUGGUAGUUGAUUGCAAAUGAACUGAAUAAUCAGAAGUUAUUACUCAAAUCUCUGGAAAACUGUCAAAUACGUAUGGAAUAUAUAUAGAAUAUGUGUAUAUAUGUAAAAUAUGGCUACUAGAGUUGGAUAUGUGCCAAAGUCCAUUUAUCACCAAGUCCUGUCAGAAAAGAACAUGGGGAGAGAUACAAAGGGGAACAGUUUGGAGUGCUAAAAAAUGGUAAUUUCUACUUGGAUAAAACAAAAAAGUUAAGUGUAUGUUAAAAAGUGUGUCUUUCCACUCCAGCAUUGCCUCAUGUAGAAUAAGAAAGCCCUAAAAUCCUGUUAGAAAGAAAAAAUUAAGCCCAUUACUUUAUCAGCCUAAAUGCAUUUUUCCAUUUAGUCAUGUUUUUGCCUUUCUUUUAGAGUGAAGGAGGUGGUGAUAUUCAGGAUAAUAAAAAUGAAUUGGGAACAUUAUCAAUUCCAGAAUUUCUACUGAUGUGUUUUAAUAAAUGUUUGGAAUAAUUUAUGACUAUUUAAAAUAAAUCGACUAGUGUUUUCUUAUAUGUGUGAUA
Molecule: messenger RNA, 3355 nt
Organism: Nycticebus coucang (slow loris)
Lineage: Eukaryota; Metazoa; Chordata; Mammalia; Primates; Lorisidae
Gene: DLAT
Product: dihydrolipoamide S-acetyltransferase
Exons: 14
Coding region: 32-1969 (645 amino acids)
Biological process (GO): pyruvate decarboxylation to acetyl-CoA
Cellular component (GO): pyruvate dehydrogenase complex
Molecular function (GO): dihydrolipoyllysine-residue acetyltransferase activity
Source: RefSeq, a predicted model, not a curated record